Messenger RNA from Postia placenta MAD-698-R-SB12, 624 nucleotides. RefSeq lists its product as hypothetical. The record is from RefSeq and is a predicted model, not a curated record. The coding region runs from base 1 to 624 and encodes 207 amino acids. The transcript is spliced from 3 exons. Gene Ontology annotation, cellular component: cytoplasm. Gene Ontology annotation, molecular function: gluconokinase activity. Lineage: Eukaryota; Fungi; Basidiomycota; Agaricomycetes; Polyporales; Adustoporiaceae.
AUGUCAGAUUCUCAUCAGGAUGCACCCAAGCCCGUCCUCAUCGUCGUCAUGGGCGUCGCAGGCACCGGGAAGACCACGCUCGCUCAGGCCCUCAGCCGCACACUCCAGCUUCCAUACAUCGAGGGCGACGAGCUACACCCGCCUGCUAACAUCGACAAGAUGUCCUCCGGGCAACCGCUCACGGACGCCGACCGCGAGCCCUGGCUCGCCCUCCUGCGCACCACCGCCGAGCAUCUCCUGUCUGACGCGUCCUCUGACCCACCACGACGACGUGCCGGGGCGCUGAUGACGUGCUCCGCCCUGCGCAAGUACUACCGCGACAUAUUGCGCGGGAACCUGCGGCCCGGCCUCCCCGAGCCCCUCGACCCGCUCGAAGCCCCCGCGGAGCCGGAGACACUGCCAACGUACUUCGUUUUCAUCGAGGGCUCGCGCGAGCUCCUGCUCGAGCGCGUGUCAAAGCGGCAGGGGCAUUACAUGAAGGCGAACAUGGUGGACAGCCAGCUGGGGACGCUAGAGAGCCCGGAGGGCGAGGAUGGCGUGAUCCUCGUCGGUAUGAACGAGAGGACGGAGGACCAGGUCAAGAUUGUCAUUGCUGAGCUGAACCGAAUGACGGAAGGCCUAUAG